Messenger RNA from Mya arenaria, 3522 nucleotides. RefSeq names its product sushi, von Willebrand factor type A, EGF and pentraxin domain-containing protein 1-like. The record is from RefSeq and is a predicted model, not a curated record. NCBI's taxonomy places the organism in Eukaryota, Metazoa, Mollusca, Bivalvia, Myida, Myidae. The coding region runs from base 240 to 3185 and encodes 981 amino acids. Gene Ontology annotation, molecular function: protein binding. The transcript has 19 exons.
AAAACGUUUCUUCUAACCCUGCUAUGAUUGAUAAUCGAUAAACCGCUACAGUGUGUAAGAAGUAGGUCAUCUACAAACAAAAACACAACAGCUCGAAAUAGCUGCGUAUAUAAGACUGCUCUUAUAUAUAUAUAUAUCAGACGAGCGGCUGCCUGCUGACUUGAACAUUGCGAAAAAGUGAAAAGGUUUUUAUAGGAUAAAGUUAGAGCGUAGUGAUAUUUUCCAUUUAGACAAGAACGAUGUGGUUACAACCAUCCGCCAUUGUGCUGAUGAUGGUGCUGCAGACCUGCGUGGCGGGAAGAUUUGAAAGAUUGGAGCGUCGAUUGGAACUGAAACUGAAAUCCUUUCAGGCCUCCGUCGAGGUGAGAUUGGACGCAACUGAAGGAUAUUUUGAUACACUAGCUGAUAGAGUUUCAAAGCUAGAAUCAAUUGUUGAUAAGUCAGAUACCGAUAUCGUUUUGACUAGAAGUAACGGUUCAAGGAACGAGCCUUCUAUAGAAUAUACUAAACCUGAAUUAAACAAGAUCCAAAACACGCUCGCUAUGUACAAAACAUCAUUUAUAAAACAAAAAAAAGAAAUGAACGAUGUGAAGUUUGAUAUUUUCACGUAUUUGGGCAAUCUCAGCUCUGAUUUUAAAACUAAGUUGGCCCUGCACGUUGUAGGGCAAAUAGAAGACAACAAUAAAACAUUGAUUGCUCUAAAUUCUCAAGUCCGAGAUCAUAUCGCCAACGAAACAGAAAGUCUAGAAGUUUUUAAAACUAGUAUACUUCAAGACGUGAAUGAGACACGGGCACGUGUCCAAAACGAAACAACUGAACUUGAAAAGAAGGUUGAAAAGCUAAUAGGCAAAGCAAAUGAAGUUGUUGGGAUCAUUGAUGAGCAGAGAUCUACAAUAGAAGACGGUAUUAUGGUCACCAUCAGGGCGCUUCACAGUUCCUGGAGUGGUUGGUCUGCAUGGUCCGACUGUCCUCAGUCAUGUCAAAGCGGAAGCAGAAGUAGACACAGGUCUUGUGAUGUACACCCGCCUGUUACUGAUGGAAUUUGCAUUGGAAAUGAUACAGAUACAGAGGAAUGCAUCAUUCACGAGUUUUGUACACUAAAAUCCUGUCCGGCAUUGAAUACGCCAGACAACGGACAACGGAUGGACUUUAACUAUGAGGUGGGAACGUUUGCGAAAUUCGCGUGCAACACCGGAUACGAGAUGGUUGGUGUCGCGCAGCUGUUAUGCAGAACGGAUAUGGAAUGGAGCCCCAAAGAUCCUCCCACAUGCGAACCUGUGCGGUGUCCAGAUGAAUCGUACCUGGCCAACGGCCGGGUUGUUCAAGAGACCUACCGACAGGAGAAAAACACAUUUGGAAUUACCAAUCGCUAUUACUGUAACAGUGGGUACGUUCUCAAAGGAUCAUCCGCUAGAACGUGUCAGGCAAACAAGUCAUGGAGUGGCACAGGGCCAAUUUGUGAUUUGCCGAGAUGCCCCGAUAUGAGGGUAGAAAACGGAAGGGUAGAAAACGGAGAGAUUAAAUACAUAGGCGACAGGGCGAGAUACACGUAUGCACAUGUAAAUUGCAAUGACGGCUACACCGUUGGAAAAGGUGGAGUGGAAACAGUCGAAUGUCUUGGUAGUCUUCAAUGGACGAGCAAUUUAGAUUGUUACAAGACAUUGAAACCAUGGAAACCUGACAACAGUGAAUAUAAAGAUUUGGGAAACGAAGAGGAAGAUCUUGAUCAUCAUGAAACUUACAAAAUUCGCUGUUUCCCGAACUAUGAACUGAAGCAAAGUAAUGGCCGUUACCUUGGUGGAGACAAUUACUACACGCGUAAAGUUGAGGUGGAGAACUUGAACGGAGCUUUGAAAUACGACGGUGAAAAAGAUGCAAACACGCUGUCGUGUGUUGAAAAAAGGUGUUUUCAAUUGGAUCAAUCGAACUAUCCCAAUGUGGUCAUUCAACCAAAAACGAAAUAUGUAGAGCAUGGAGAGUCUUACCAUUUAUCGUGCGAGAACGGCUUUGAACACAGUCUGAAAAGCGACCCAGAUUUCAUGUGCAGCUCUGGUAGACUUGGUGGGACAACUCCCCACUGCAAAGAAAAGCCUUGUGAUACUCCCACCAUAGAAAAUGGUGUUCUGCGAAAUUGGAUAAGAUGGGUUUAUCCCAAAUCAACCAUUGCGAGCGGCGACAGUGUGUCACUAGAAUGCAGUGAAGGAUUCUUUCUGUAUGAAAACAGAAGAAACGAGUUCAUGGAGGAACAUGUAUUUCGCAUCAAAUGUUACCGCGGGAACAUAACAUCCAUACCAUCGUGUAAAAAAGCAAAGUGUGAGUGUCGGUAUGGAGGAACAUGUAUUCGAGAUAAGCAUUGUGAAUGUCCACCAAACUCUACUGGAGAGCAGUGUGAAACACCUCUUUGUCCUGGUGGAUGUCAAAACGGUGGGACAUGUACCUCCCCAAGUAGGUGUAGCUGUCCAGAAGGAUUCUCUGGCUAUAUGUGCCAAACGGAGGAGGGAUGUCAGGCUCCGAUUGAUAAAGGAAAUAAUGCAAUUUACCGAAAUGGAGCCACAUUCAAUGUUACUCAUGACAGCUGCUCCGAUGGCAAUGUACCCAGUUUUAAGGGACAGAUAACUUGUGAAAAUGGCCGCUGGUCAGAGCAAAUCAGGUGUUUGAGAGGAGCAAGGUACCGUAUAACUGUAAAAACUGCUGACUUCAAAUGGUAUACGGGUGAGGGCACAGAUGGAGAGGUAUACUUGUAUAUGUACGGUUCAAAAGGGAGCAGCGGCAAAAUCAUCUUAGAUGGAAAGUUUGAGGCUGGUUAUAAGGAUAUUAUAGUUGGCGAUUUUGUUGAUGUCGGAGAGAUCAACAAAAUUCAAAUCGGUGUGAAGGCCCUUCACAGCAGGUUUGAUGGUUGGAAACUGGAAUCCGUACUUAUUGAAGAUGUUUCCAGAAGUGCAUAUUACAAUUUUAUACACAAUUUGAGUGAAAUUGACAAUACCAGCAUCCUUCUUCAUCGAGUCGCUUCCUGUAGUCCGCCUGCUGGCUUAAGAAAUGUAAACCCUUUUUACAUAGUCGACGACACACUCUACCUGGAUUCAUCGAACUGUGCCAAAGGUUACAUUCCAAACUUUUCAUCUACGAAGUGCACUGCGACGGGGUGGACGAUUAAUGUCGCAUGCAAUCAAAGUAAUAUGCUUUGAGUACAAUUAGAAUUACAUAUAAUGGCGCUUGUGAUACAAUGAACAAUGUAUAUACGUACAAAUUGGUGUAUUUUAAUCAUUACAGAUGCAAUAGUAAUAGUUAUUGCAACAUUGAACUUUACAUGUAGAGAUGGUACUGAAAAUUGUCCAGCCCAUAGUGGUGUCAUCUCUGAACUAAACAAAUGAACGUCGCGUCAAUCUUCUAGGUUUAUAUCCUUUUACAAUGUUUAAUUUCAUAGUUUCAAGCAUAUGCUUUUGCGACUAAAAUAUACUUCUAGAAAUUCGUUGAUACAUAUGUCACUGCCUUUAACUAUUACGAGUAAAAGUUAUUGAUGUA